AUGGUGCGCCAUGGCGUUUUGAUCAUGGGACCCGCUGGAUGUGGGAAGAGCACCUUGUGCUACACAUUGCAGCAGCAGUACGAGGUGUCUAGACACCGUGUGGUGUGCAUAAACUUGGAUCCGGCAGCCGAGUAUAUGCCUUACGAGCCUGAUAUUGACAUAAGGGAGCUCAUCUCGGCGGACGAGGCGGCAGAAGAACUGCACUUGGGCCCUAACGGUUCCCUAGUUUUCUGUAUUGAGUAUCUAGAAAAGAACAAGGAAUGGCUGGAGGAAAAGAUCUUGACAACCUGUGAAGAUGACUUGCUUUUGUUUGACCUCCCCGGCCAGAUUGAGCUCUAUAUACACCUGGACGCCUUUAGACACAUCUUCAGCUACUUGGAAAGACAAGGCCUCCGGCUCUGCGUUGCCUACUGCCUAGACAUUACCUUUUUUUCUGAUCCCGCCAAGUCGAUCAGCGGUUCUCUCCUCGCCCUAAACGCGAUGCUCUUCUUCGAGCUUCCCCACGUCAACAUCUUCACGAAAUGUGAUUUGGUCGCAAAAGUAAACAUCACUAGAAAAGCCCGCAGACGCAAGAGAGAGAGCACCACCCCGGAGAACAUCUCCCACCACUCGGCUGAGCCACCACUGGCAGCCGGACCGAGUCAAGACAGUGCAGCAACUGGUCUCAGCACUGCCAGCAGCAGGGACGACUCGGAAGAAGAGCAUAGUGGAAGCAGUGAUGAAGAGGAAGGGAAGUGGGGCAGCCACUGGGCUGGGAGGUGGCUCGACUCUUCACCGUUUGGUCAGAGGAUCGAAGACGCCGAUGCCGACGAGACAGAAGAAGAUGUCGUUGUCGAGCAGCUGCUAGCCAAGGACGUGCAAGAUAUCGUGGAAGAGCUCGACGAGAACAUGCCGGCACGUUACCAAGAGCUGCACCGCGCGUUUGCUUCUGUCCUGGAGGAGUUCGGCCUCGUAUCCUUCUUCCCGCUAAACAUUCUUAAUGAAAACGCCAUUACCAGCUUGGGUGCUUUGUUGAGGAGCACGCUGCAGGCAGAUGAGGAGGAAGAACCGAGAAUGGAUUACGACUACCAGCAAGAAUAA
This is a messenger RNA of Cyclospora cayetanensis, 1080 nucleotides long. Its product is annotated as GPN-loop GTPase 3. Gene Ontology annotation, molecular function: GTPase activity. NCBI's taxonomy places the organism in Eukaryota, Apicomplexa, Conoidasida, Eucoccidiorida, Eimeriidae. The transcript has 3 exons. The record is from RefSeq and is a predicted model, not a curated record. The coding region runs from base 1 to 1080 and encodes 359 amino acids.